ACUGACGUCAUUGAGCUGCGACUCCAACUUAACGUCGUCGGGAAAGCCGGGCUGUCCUGAGUGGGAGUGGCACGGAGCUGCUGGGCAUCCGAAAAAGUUGUGUUGCUGCAAGCCGGGUCUGUAAGCUAAUAUCUAAAAAAUGACCACACCAAACAAGACACCUCCUGGUGCUGACCCUAAGCAGUUGGAAAGGACUGGAACAGUGCGGGAAAUUGGGUCACAAGCUGUUUGGUCACUCUCAUCUUGCAAACCAGGAUUUGGAGUGGAUCAGUUACGAGAUGACAAUCUUGAGACUUAUUGGCAAUCAGAUGGCUCCCAGCCUCAUUUAGUAAACAUCCAAUUCAGAAGAAAAACAACGGUGAAGACAUUAUGUAUUUAUGCAGACUACAAAUCUGAUGAAAGCUAUACUCCAAGCAAGAUCUCAGUCAGAGUAGGAAAUAAUUUUCACAAUCUUCAAGAAAUUCGGGUGAAGCUGCUGCCUUUUGUCAUGGAGUUAACACAUCUGUCCCAGAAAUCAAAGAAUUGAAGGAGGAAAGUGGAGUAAUUGUGUGCCUGGCUGCUGCCCCAUGACAGCAAGGGAAACCAGCAGAUACCAUGCGUGAUCUACAAGAGCACCUACCUCAGUUCGAGUGUAAAGAACAAAAUGGCUGCUGCUUCACUUCAGCCCUCCAAAUCAUGCAUGAAAAUAUUCCUGUGUCUCAUUUAACCAGAAAACUUGUGAGGAAGAGAAUUCUGGGAAAUGUAGUUUAGGCCAGCCAUGGUGGCACAUAACAAAGCCACCACAGGUGGCCAUUAGAAUGUUCCUCUCAGAUCUUUGACUGUGGAGAGUAACUGACUGGUGGCCCCAGCUGCUGCUUUCUGAAAUCCAUCACCACGUUUCUACUAAGGCCAUGCCUACCACAGGCUGCCCCCAGCCAGUGACCAAGACAGCAGGGGUAUGAAAACAGCUCAUUCCUGGGGACUCUGGAGUCCUCUGACAGGCAGCCUUGGCUCAAGGAAUCCCCGAUGGCCUCACUGAGCUUUCCCUAGAACUGCACUGCAGUCUAACCCGUGUCCCUGCAACCAUCCAGCCUUCCUUUCCUCCCUGUCUCCUUCUCUUGGGGUCGACCUGCAUCACUGUCUGACAGCUCUUCCAGCCUCCCUGUCUCCCUCCCCAUGUUCUCUCACAGAUGUUUCCCAUAAUACA
Mustela lutreola (European mink) is the source of this 1186-nucleotide messenger RNA. RefSeq names its product anaphase promoting complex subunit 10 (gene ANAPC10). Gene Ontology annotation, cellular component: anaphase-promoting complex. The transcript is spliced from 5 exons. The record is from RefSeq and is a predicted model, not a curated record. Bases 140 to 526 code for a protein of 128 amino acids. Lineage: Eukaryota; Metazoa; Chordata; Mammalia; Carnivora; Mustelidae. Gene Ontology annotation, biological process: protein K11-linked ubiquitination; anaphase-promoting complex-dependent catabolic process.